Molecule: messenger RNA, 667 nt
Organism: Ruditapes philippinarum (Manila clam)
Lineage: Eukaryota; Metazoa; Mollusca; Bivalvia; Venerida; Veneridae
Product: neuronal acetylcholine receptor subunit eat-2-like
Exons: 3
Biological process (GO): monoatomic ion transport
Cellular component (GO): membrane
Molecular function (GO): extracellular ligand-gated monoatomic ion channel activity
Source: RefSeq, a predicted model, not a curated record
UUGCUUAAAUGACUAUGUGAGGAGACAACUUUGCUGCUUUAUUUUUUUCUAUUUCUCUACACGUUUAUCAAAUAACAGUUUUGCAAAGGAUUUCUAUAACUUCAGUUAUGUAACGUAGAUAAACAGAUGGCGCACUUCAACGAGCAAAUUAAAUGAAGACAGCUCUGUCAUUAUUUUACAAUUCUGCAGGCGGAAUAAAGCAUUUAAUAACAGUGUAUAAAUUUAAAACACAUUGGAUUAAAUACGGGCCAAAUAUCAGGGGUUAAUGAUCUAGGCCAGUAUGACGUUUGGAAUAUUUCUACUUGUUGCUGCACUUAUAGCUGGAGUAGAGAGCGUACCUACAAUCAGCGCAAUCAACAAUCUGUCAUCAAUGCUUAUGAAAGGCUACAAUAAGAAUACUCUACCAAUCGCAGAUUUUGACGGGAAAUUUGAGCUAAAUGUUGAAGUAUUUCUAGUCGCUCUAGGUGACAUUGACGAAAUCGAGGAGAGACUAUCUACUGUACUGAUGUUUAUCUAUACCUGGAAUGACGUAAGUAUGAGGUGGAACUCCAGUGAUCACAGUGACAUACAGAAUUUAACAAUGACCUGGUCUCAAGUCUGGAAACCUAUCUUACUCGUGAUUAAUCCGCACCAGGAAGCUACCCAGAGUCAUUCCGAAAGAGCCUCG